Molecule: messenger RNA, 2804 nt
Organism: Calliphora vicina (urban bluebottle blowfly)
Lineage: Eukaryota; Metazoa; Arthropoda; Insecta; Diptera; Calliphoridae
Product: ATP-dependent RNA helicase vasa
Exons: 7
Coding region: 57-2303 (748 amino acids)
Biological process (GO): cell differentiation; gamete generation
Cellular component (GO): P granule; nucleus
Molecular function (GO): RNA helicase activity; RNA binding; ATP binding
Source: RefSeq, a predicted model, not a curated record
AACACACAACUUGGACACGCAAAAAUCGAAAAAAAAAAAUAUAAAUCAAAAUUACCAUGGAUUCUUAUCAACAAUUAAAUAAACUCUUUACUCCUAAAGACCACAAUUCGAUAAUAAAAUCUCAAAUAACUUCAACAGAUUCUAGAAAUUCCUCGAAAGAAGUCGGCCAACAGCAGAAGUCUACACAAUUAAAGCUGCCCAAGCAACUAAAGCAAAAAGAAGGCGGCCAACAACAGCAGCAACAGCAACAGGAGAAUUGCAUACAAUUCAAGCAACCCAAGCUAAAACAAGCAACCACAACCCGAAGAUUGCCAGCAGCAAUACAGGCGGCGAAAUCUACGGGAGCAUAUUCUAAACAACACAAUAAACAACCAACCGUAACGAAAUCUAAAGUUGAAUUUACAGCCACAAGAAAACAAAAUCCAUUUAAGAAAAUGUCUGAUUGGGGCGAUGAAGAAACCACCGAGGUCAUUGGUAAGGGAUUUGGCAAUGAUAAAGACACGUACAAGUCCAACAAUGAUGACGACUUUCAGAAUGAAGACGAUAAUAACAAUGAUGAUGGUUAUAAAAAACGUUUUAAUGGAGGUGGUGGAGGCGGUGGUCGAGGACGCAAUGGCGGUGGCCGUGGAGGAGGUCGCAAUGGAAAUGGAUUCAACCGAUAUAACAAAGAUAAUGAUGACAAUGAAGAGAACGGUGGCGAAUCUAAUGGCUAUAGCGGAGAACGUCGUACUGGAGGUGGUCGAGGUCGUGGCGGUGGUGGUGGCCGUGGCGGAGGUGGUAGAGAUGUCGGACGUAGAGAAUUCAAUAACAAUAAAGGUGAGAAUGAUGAACACAAUAAUAGCGGAGGUGGUGGUGGCGAUGGAGAAGAACCCAAAAAGCCACGGGAAUUUUAUAUACCACCCGAGCCCACCGAAAAUGAAGAGGAAAUUUUUGGAAGUGGCAUUACCAGCGGUAUUAAUUUCUCCAAAUAUGACAGUAUACCAGUGAAGGUCACCGGUGAAAAUCCGCCCGCCGCCAUACAAUCUUUUGAAGAGGCAAAUCUGCGUGAUAUUGUCAUUAAUAACAUCAAACGUUCGGGCUAUACAGUUCCCACGCCCAUCCAAAAGACCGCCAUACCUGUCAUUACAUCUGGCCGAGAUUUAAUGGCUUGUGCACAAACAGGUUCUGGUAAAACAGCCGCUUUCCUACUGCCCAUCAUCAAUAGUUUACUGAGUGAAGGUGCUGAGACUUCGAUUGGCAAACCCCAGGCCUUGGUGGUAUCGCCCACACGCGAAUUGGCCAUACAAAUCUCCAAUGAGGCUCGCAAAUUUGCCUUGGGCUCUUAUCUAAAUAUACGCCUUGUGUACGGUGGCACUUCGUCUAAACAUCAGGGUGAAAAUAUUGGCCGCGGUGGCAGUCAUAUUUUGAUUUGCACUCCUGGACGUCUGUUGGAUUUUGUGGAGAAGGGUUUAAUUUCAUUUGAAGAGACACGUUUUGUAGUGUUGGAUGAGGCCGAUCGUAUGUUGGAUAUGGGUUUCAAAGAAAGUAUGGCUACCAUUAUGAAUCAUCCCACAAUGCGUCCCAUGGAGGAGCGUCAAAAUCUUAUGUUCUCAGCCACAUUCCCAGCGGAAAUUCAACGUAUGGCUGGUGAAUAUUUAAAUGAAUACAUAUUCAUAUCGAUUGGUGUGGUGGGCGGAGCGUGUUCGGACGUUACCCAGAAUAUCUAUGAGGUGAAAAAGUUUCAGAAGCGUUCCAAGUUGAUGGAACUAUUACAAGAAAAUCCCGAUGGCACUAUAGUUUUUGUGGAAACCAAACGUGGUGCGGAUUUUCUGGCUUCUCUACUCUCGGAAACGGAUUUCCCAACGACUUCAAUACAUGGCGAUCGUUUGCAAAGUCAGCGUGAAAUGGCCUUGUCAGAUUUCAAAAACGGCAAAAUGAAGGUUUUAAUAGCCACCUCGGUAGCAGCUCGAGGUCUCGAUAUCAAGAAUGUAAACCAUGUGGUCAAUUACGAUAUGCCCUCUUCGAUUGAUGAGUAUGUGCAUCGUAUUGGCCGCACAGGUCGUGUGGGCAACAAUGGUCGUGCCACUAGUUUCUUUGAUCCGGAAAGUGAUUCAGCCAUUGCCGGAGAUUUGGUAAAUAUUCUAGAAGGCGCUGGCCAAGAAGUGCCCGAAUUUUUGAAGAACUUUAGCGGUGGUGGAGGCGGUGGCAGUUUUGGCAGUAAAUUUGGUGGCCGUGAUGUGCGAAAAGGUGUUGCCCAGACUGAUGACAACUUUGUUACCUCCUCUGGUCCCAGUGCUUUGGAAGAUGAUGAAGAGUGGAAUUGAAAUUCCAUUCUUCCAAUUGCUUCCUAAUUGAUUUUUAUUUUCUUUAGUCUUUAAGUAUUUUUUAAUGGAACUGGUUUUCAUUAAUUCUUUCAGUUUUAUUACUACUUCAAACAUACCCACCCUACAUACAUACAUUCAUACGUACAUUAACAUUAUUCUAAAUUUUAUCCAACAAAAAUCUCAUGAAUAGACUUUUUUUAAAAAAAAAAUCCGAUUUGGAUAUUAAAUCCAUCAUCGUUAGUUUACAAAAAUAACGAUAUUUACUUAACAUGUUUUUCUUAUUAUAGUUUUUAAAUUAUUUUGAAAAGUUUUUAUAAUACAUAUAAUCAUCAAUUAUCAUUAUUUUUAUUUAAUUGAUUUGAUUGUACUUCUAUGUAUAAAAAACAACAACUAAGAAUUUUGUGAACCAUUAAAAAUAAAAUGUAAAUGAAGUUACAUUAACUGAAACUUAUUCAUUUUUUUGAUACAAAUAAAUUAUUAUUGUUUUUUGUAUAAAAUUAA